GUUGAAGUUGAAGCGUCUCUACACAGAUUUGUCACAUGUUUGCGAAGUUGGCUGCUUUGAAGGAUGGCUGCCAUUUAUUCUGGCAUUCACCUGAAACUCAAGAGUCCUCAGACACCCUGGACAGAUAAACUGAAACUCGCCAGAUUCGCUUGGAUCUCCCCACAGUGUGUCCUUCCAAAUAAGGAACAAGUUUUAUUCGACUGGACCAGCCAUGCUCUCACCCUCUUCCACAGCAAGAAGAUUGAUUUGUCUCAGGAGGUGGCGGAAGGCUUGUGGGUCUACUUUGAUGAUGUCAUCCACAGCAAAAAGCUUCAGAGUGUCCUGAGUCUGGGAAAAACUAUCAGCUUGAGAAUAACAACGGCUCAGGUCAUCAAUGACCGCAUUCUUGAUCACUGCUCGGGCGGCCAGCAUUCAUCGCCCUCGCUGGCCACCGUCCUCAGCGUUCUGAGCGGCAUCCUGUCCUCGCCGGUGCUCUCCGUCACCUACACCGCCAAGUACGAGCUGCUGGCCGAGCUCUUGGCCAGACUCAGCCGCCUAGCUUGCUCUCGCCUCAGCCAGCAGCAGCAGCAGCAGCAGCCCGGCGCGGAGGCCCUGUCCACCCGGGAGCUGGAGACCCUGCUGCUCACGCUGACCACGUACCUGAGCGUCCAGAGGCAGCAGACCAACACCAACCGCGUCUUCACCCAGGUCACGUCCCACCUGCUGCAGCCGCUGCUGGUGCUGAGGCACCUGCUGUCGUCCGGAGUGGCGUCGGCGCCGGAGGAGAGGGAGGACGGACAGCUGCGGCACAGGCAGCAGCAGCACGUCGCCAAGGAGAUCCGCGGCAAAGUGGACGCCGCGCUGCAGGCGGCGCUGUUUUCACCGGACAACUUGCAGUCGUACAAGGACGAGCUGCUGACGUCGCCGUUACCCGGUGAGGAUGCGGCAGCUCCAGGAGGCGGCAGGAAGGGACGCGGAGGAAAGGUCUUCGCUUCCCCCGUCGGCACAAUCGUGGAGAAGCUGUGCGUCCCCGGGUCCUGUGGCUGUGAGCCAGCGGUGUUGUACGUGGUGGUCUCCGCCUCGCUCCCCCUGCUCUUCAGGUUUGCGCUGGACGCCUUCUGCAAAGGGGGCCAGAACAAGCUGCUCUGUUUUCACCUCAUGACCAAGUUUGCACGCGCUCUGGACUUUACCGAAGACGUGACGCCCGGCGACUCAUUCAAAGCGGAGAACUGGAGCCUCGCUCUGCUCGCCCUGGAGAACUUGCUCGGCGGCUGCGCGAACGCGGACGUUUACAACGUGGCCGCCGACCGCAUUCAGCACGGAGACGUGCAGCUCAAGUUUUACCGCCAGCUGGCCCAGCUGCUGUUUGCCCACGCUCAGACGGCCUCGCCCGCGUGGCACCGCUGCCUGAGAACCCUCCUGGCACUCAACCACAUGAUCCUGGAGCCCGACCUGGACCAGCUGAUCGCGUCCGUGUGGGUGGAUUACGGCCACACAGAGCCCAGGGUCCAAAAGGCACGGGACGCGCUGGUCUCCUCCACCCUCACCACCUACGCCAAGCUGCGGCAGCUGCCCAGGCUCUUCGAGGAGCUGCUGGGUGUGGUGGUUUGCCGUCCGGCGGCCGCCACAGACGAGAAACCGAGGCAGCCGCUGCUGUCCAAGCACGUGGGUGAUACCCUCGCCAUCUGCGUACAGGAAGCCCCGUUCAGCCAGAGCUUAGCGCUCUGUGAGCUCAUCCUGCGUAGAAUACAGAGCGACUUGCUGCCAGACGCUCAAGAGCAGAAUGCGGAAGCCACUCGCAAGCUGCUCUCGCUUUCCGUGCUCUUGCAUUCCGUGCUCUUCAGCCUGAAGACUCUGGAUCACGCCACGCCCGUGCCAAACGUCAGGCAGAUGCAGACGUUUAUGCUGGAGAUGUUUACUGUGCUAAAGCCCGUGCUGGUGUGGGUUAACUCCCUUCCGCCGUCAUGCAGCAGCAGCAGCAGCGCUUGGUGUCAAGACGUCAGAGAGUCCAGCCUCCUCCUCACGUACACCUGGGUCGAGGUGGACAGUCUUUUCCAGAUGCAUUGCAGCAAGUACUCCCUGUCAGGAGACGAGCCUGAGCCCGAGGGCGAGGUCGAAGACAAAGGCAGCCAGCUCCUCUCCGAAGCGCUGGCGAAGGAUUGCGAUCCUGCUGCCCUGGUGAACUUCAACUCGACGGGACAGGUUUUGCUGAAGCUCCUGGCCCUUCAGAAGAUGAAGAAAAUCCUUCUGAUUAACGCCUCAUCAUCCUCAGAUGUCGGCAGCAUGGAAGUUCUCCGCAAAGCAGCCAAGUUUGUAGUGGGGAGGGGCCACACUUCGUCUACUAGCUUGCUCGGUCAAACGUGGGAUCUUCAGAUUAGCAGUAUAGACGUUGAUAGCUUCCCUGUCGCUCACUGGUAUGUGGUGGCCACCAACCUGCCCAUGAUUGCACCCUUCCUCACGGAAGAGGAUGUGACCCACCUAUCGGAGCUGCUCUUGACGUCAGUGCUGGGCAACGACGAUGAGCAGAAGGAGAGCAAGAGUGGGCUGACUGUCACGGCCAUUUCAAACCAGCUGUUGCACAGUGCACUCCUCGUCGAGUUGCCUUGUCUCUACUCUGCCGUUUUACAGAGCAUCAUACGUCGUCUCUCUCAGAUCUUAAACGCCCAAGGCGCAGGGAGCAUCUGCCCUUCUCUGUUGAAACCCGGAGACGAGUCAAGCGGUAAAGUGUGUGACAUGGAAACGGGGACGGACGAAGCAGCAUGCGACGGAGAUGUGGACGCGAGCACUGUGAAGAAGAUGGAAUCGGCCGUGCAGGAGAUCUUGACGACGGUCGUGUCGGGAUCUCUGGUAGACCUGCCUGCGGAACAGGUCACAGACAUCCUACGCUUGCUGAAGGUUGGCGGUUCGCUAAACGCGGACGCCAUGUCCUUGAAAGACUACUCGGAUCUCUUCCUGACGACGUUCAUGAUGGCGACGUGCACGCAGCCCUGCCGCGACGUUGAGGCUCCCGUCAGGACGGCCUUCCUUACCGACACCUACGGGCUCCUGACGUCUCUGCUGACGGGCAGCAACGCCCAGUACGCCCUGAAGAUCGCUCGCGGCAGUAAGCUUCUGGAGGGCUUCAUGACCUCUGUCUUCUCCUGGGCCGAGAAGGGCCUGUUUGCGAACCUCAGCCGCGCUGACUGGCACCUCGUCCUGCAGGCCGCGUGCCGUUUCCUCCAGCGCCUCCUGGAGCUGAUCGUCGAGCGUAAGAGCAGCAUGCGGCUCAACCUGGAGCAGUUUACCACGUUCCUCCUGGUCAAAAGCGAAGAGGUGACAAGUGCUGCGACUGUGACGGUGACUGUGACGGCCACCUCUUCUGCGUGCUCGGCCAGCUCUCCUCCCGCCCUCCAACUCCAGCUGCUGCUGGCGUCUCUCAGCACGGCGGCCGAUGUCAUGACCUCCAGCCUGGGCAGGAACACGCAGCUGGACGAGACGCUGGUGCAGCUGCUGGAGAAGAUCCUCUCGGUGACGGGGCCGGCCGUCAAGAUGAGCCUGACGAGCAGGCAGGUGGAGGACGAGGGGGCGCAGGCCUUCUCCGUCAACGUCGUCACUGGGAUGCUGCAGAGCGAGCUGGCCUGGAUCUCCCAGCAGGCUGCCAAGCAGCAGCAGGAGGUGGAGGAGGAGGAGGGUCAGAAGAUGGCCGAGGGGAUCCACACUCCGCAGCUGAGGCACGGGGAGCUGUACCAGAGCUGCGGGCAGCAGAUCCUGAGGGAGCUGUUCUCCGCGCCGUGCUCCAUGGAGCUGCUGCGCUCGGCUCUACACUUCCUGUUGGUGUACCACACGGCGAUGGUGCAGGUCAAGGACCUAGGCCUUGGAGAGCUGUUUGUGGACGUUUCGCACAACGUUCACAAAUUACUGUCAGCUGAUUGGCUAUCUCAGGCAGAGCUUCAGGAGCUGCUGAACCCAGUGAGCCACCUUAUUGGUCAGCUGGUGUCCGAGAGCACGCCAGAGCAGUUCCAUACCCUCCUACUGCUGCUGAGGGAGUGUCUGGAUGGGGCCUACAUCACACAAGGAAGGCACAGGGAGCUGUCGUCUGGAGUGACCAUCGCCAGGCUUGUGUCCACCUGUGAGCUUCCUGAAUCCUGUUCCAAGAUGUUCUGGCUCACAGCCCCUCAGAUUAUAUCAACUCUGGUGUCCAUUGUGAGGGAUUGUGGAAAGGACGCUUCACUGAUCACUUGCGUGGCCAUACCAGUUCUGCAGGCUCUGUCGGUCCUGCUUCGCCAGGGGGAGGGGCUGCUGUCCAACCCACAUCACGUCAUCCUUGGCCUGGAGGCCACGCAGUUCAUUCCUCUGGAUCACCUGCCCAUACAGAGCUACCAUGCGGCCUUCGAGGCCAUCCACGAGGUGCUCUUCGCCAUCAUCCAGUGCCAUUCCCAGGUAAUGCUGAGAAGCGCUCCAGCCUUUCUGAACAGUUUCUACCGACUGGUUGCAUCCAUCAUGGUGGAGGGCAAGCAGAGAGCCGACGUGGAUAAAGUUUUCUUGGAGAGGGACGGCAGGGAGCUUUUGAAAUGUGCCCAGCUGGUGGAGAGGAUGUACUCCCAUAUCGCGGCCACCGCAGAGGGCUUCACCAUCCUCUCGUCCUUCAUGGUGGCCCAAUACGUCACCCAGCUGCAAAAGGGGACCCUAAUGCCAGAGAUCAAGAGUCACCUGACCGAGGGCAUCUACAGCAUCCUGGACAUGUGCACGGAGAGCGACAUCAAGUUCCUGAAGACCACCCUGCCCCCGGGUCUGCGAGAGGUCUUCAGCGAGCUGUACGGCAGCUUCCAGCACUACCACAAAGCCCAGAGGCAGGGAGAGGACAAAUACACCGUCUGAUAAUGAUGCAUGAACACCAUCAUCGUUACGGAUGGAGCAGCAUAAACAGUAACCACACAGAACUGGAAGUGGACAGUUGUGUACAUUCAACCGUGUAAAUUCUUUUUUUUCUAAUAAAUAGAUACAUUCUAAAAAAAUGCAGUGCAGUGCAUUGUGUUUUUUUUAAUACAAUUGCACUUCAUUCAAUAGAAAACUAAUGGAGUGACGUACGUAAAUCAUGCUCUUUCUGCAAGGCCGACUGUGUUUGUCUGCCUGCUUGCCCGUUUGUCUGCCCGCACU
Messenger RNA from Engraulis encrasicolus (European anchovy), 5115 nucleotides. RefSeq names its product URB2 ribosome biogenesis homolog (gene urb2). The record is from RefSeq and is a predicted model, not a curated record. Gene Ontology annotation, cellular component: nucleolus. The coding region runs from base 64 to 4836 and encodes 1590 amino acids. Gene Ontology annotation, biological process: ribosome biogenesis. Lineage: Eukaryota; Metazoa; Chordata; Actinopteri; Clupeiformes; Engraulidae. The transcript is spliced from 13 exons.